Messenger RNA from Colletotrichum paranaense, 1242 nucleotides. RefSeq lists its product as uncharacterized. The coding region runs from base 1 to 1242 and encodes 413 amino acids. Lineage: Eukaryota; Fungi; Ascomycota; Sordariomycetes; Glomerellales; Glomerellaceae. The transcript has 3 exons. The record is from RefSeq and is a predicted model, not a curated record. Gene Ontology annotation, molecular function: aspartic-type endopeptidase activity. Gene Ontology annotation, biological process: proteolysis.
AUGCAGCUCUCCAAGUUUGCAGUACUGCUGCCACUCUUGGCCGGCUCUACUGAAGCAGGCAAGAUGAGGGCCCCUCGCAGCUGGGCCGCCGAUCGUUUCGAUAUGCAACUCACCUGGAACCAGUUCGGUUUCCUCUCCCACCAGAAAAUCGGUAACCCUCCUCAGGAAAUCCCCAUCUUUGUGGACUGGACCUGGAUCAGCCAGUACAUCCUCUCGCCCAAGUGCUACGGAGAAGAAAACGACCCCGCGGCCUGCCUCAACGCGCAGCAGCUCUACUACGACCCGGCCAAGUCGACAUCUCACCGAGACGCAUCUAAGCGUUUUCCUAGCCGCACUUGGCUGCCCAACCACUUCUUCUUCUGGGAGCCUCUCACGGUAGACUAUGCGCAAGAUGCUGUCCAGAUCGGCCCGGUGACUUCAAACUCCAUCAUGCAGUUCUCUGAUACCAACUUUGAUCUCUCUGCUUUCCCGUACCCCUUCACUGGAGUUUUGGGUCUCUCUCCUGUUUUCAAGGGUGACAAUGCUUCUUUCCAGUCGCCAUUCUACCAGCAGUGGAAGGCCGGCCAAUGGAAGAACCCGACCAUCAGCUUCGUCUACUGCUACGAAGAGUCCAUGAAACCCACCUGCGGUGGCAGCGACGGCCUCCAGUCCUUUGGCGGCAUCAUGGACCAGGUCGUCAAGGACAGCGAGAUUUACUGGUACGCAAACUACGUCUUCCCCGACGUCAACACGCUUGCCUUUGAGUACUCUCCGGGUUUGUACAACUACUGGGCCACGCCCCUCGACUCGCUCUGGAUCGGCGACGAGCUGCAGCCCACGGAACCCACGUCCAACAGCUCGGGCAAAGCUUCCAUCUUCGACCACGCCUCGUACGGGCGCGGCAUCCCACUGACCCCCAACGCGUACGACAAGCUCGUCAACCUGACGGGCGGCCAGCCGCUCACGCUCGAGGACCCCACCAUCAUCAAUAACGGCAACCAGUCCAUGUACUCCGUCGACUGCGGCAACGUCGCCUCGUUCCCCACCGUGAGCUACAAGUUUGCUGGACACGACAAGGUCUGGACCAACACGCCGAAGCACUACGUCGAGACGCUGCCGGACGGGAGGUGCGCUCUGAAUGUGCGCGCCAUGGCGACCGGCGACAGGUUCAUUGGAAACUUUGGCGAGACGUUCUUCAAGGACAAGGUCGCUAUUAUGAACUUUGAGACCCUUCAGGUCGGUAUCGCUGAGAUCCAGUGGUAG